AGAGAAAUUUUAGCUUCAAAUUACUAUGCAAAAGCAAUAGCUAUUGCGUGAUUUGCAUUCAGUCAGGGACUUUCCAUGAUCUUUCAUGAUCCAUGAUCGUUCUCUGGAACUACCUUCAAGUGCGCAAUGUGUCGUUAAAAUUCCUUUCGUAUCCAUUGAAUGAUAACUGGGCAUAAUUCCAAAUUUACAGCCGGUUCAAAUUGAUAAUGUGAGUUGACUUCACCCAUAACUAACUGAACAAAAGGUGUGGUUCACGCAAACGUUUGGUGACACAAGCCGUGACGCCAUUCUAGUGUUCAUCGGCCACCAUCCAAGUGACCAAAAGACACGAGGUCUGGGAAUGAGAAUGUGACGCCAUUUGCCAUAUCAGGCUGAGUAGUGCGGGAUGAGUAGGUACAAAACUUGGACUGGAUUAACUUGAAUAAGAUUAAUGGCAACUAUUUUUUAUGCCUCGUAUAGUUGUCAUUUUUAUCAGAAUCAGCGAUCCGAGUUGAUCCGUUCCGGUCUCAGUCCCAGCUCAUGAGGUAUGAUGAGCAAUCCCACUACUUACACAAAAACGUCGGACACGAAUUCGAAAAUUCUAGGUGAGGGCAGUCUAGCAAAACACUAUGAUUGUUUGAUUGAUUUAUGAUCUAGAUCAUCAUCUCUUGGGUCUAGUAAUUAAUUAAUGCUGGACAUAUUUCACAACUAAAAAUAUGUUUCCAGCUGUUCGACUUAUAUUUACACAGCGGUGUAUUCGUAACUGUCAAAUUUGAUCAAUCAGUCGAUGUUCUCCUUCUCCUUUGGUUGGCAACUUUGACAAGCAGCUUGUCAGCUUGCGUGCCAUGUUCAGAACUGCCGGUGCAAAUAAUAAUUGUCCUUAGGCGCCCAUGGUUCCUGGUGUCCUCGGCUCUUGUUUAGCAUGACCUCAAGGAACCCUUUUUUCCACGGGCAGCCACGCUCUUACGAUACAGCUCGUAUAACUCAUACAUGUAUAGCUCUGUAGUAACAUAUUGACGCACUGCGGACCUGUUUUGUUAAAACCUUCGGCCGUCAAACAGCGGUAGUCCAGUUGUGAAAAAAAUCAAGCCUAUCGGUAUCAAAUUUCCCGAAUCCCAAAGAAAAUAAUACAGUGAAACAACUUAUUAUGUUACAAGUUGUAAAAUCUGGCCGUCGAUUGACCUAAUGCGUUUUUCGGUCCGGUUUCCGCUUCCUCGAUCCCAGGCGUGUUCUCUUUAGAGAGAAAAGGGGCCCUGGGAACGAGAUUAAUUCGCAGUCUUCCUCGGUUGUUGUUUGUGUACAGGACGGUUGCGAAGAUGCCGUUUUUCAAACGAAGUGCUAAGCCUCCCAAAAGAAGACUAGAUGCGGGCAAUACAACUUUAAGCAAGUCAAAUUUAAGCCUAGUUGGAACAGGAGAGCUGGGAGAAUCGGUGAAUAAUGCUCUUGUAAAGUUAAAACUUGGCCAACACGAGUUAAGUUUUCAAGAUGGCGAAUGGAUUGCAGAACCUGGUUCACAAAGCAGUUCUAAAGAUGGAGUUGAAGUCAACAGAUUACAAAAACUAAAUGCACAGCUCAAAGAGGAGAACAAUUAUCUUAAGUACAAGAUCGAAGUACUGUUAGACAUGAUGGCUGCAAGCACAGCGGACUGCAAUGUGAUGGAGAAAGAACUCGACACAUUACAAAGUCAAAAACAAGGCCGUAGAGUAGCACGAUAGCACUACAAACUUCAACUUUACCAAGCCUCUAUUCUUUGAGGGAACCACA
This is a messenger RNA of Orbicella faveolata, 1743 nucleotides long. Its product is annotated as protein chibby homolog 1-like. The record is from RefSeq and is a predicted model, not a curated record. NCBI's taxonomy places the organism in Eukaryota, Metazoa, Cnidaria, Anthozoa, Scleractinia, Merulinidae.